Sporisorium graminicola is the source of this 1989-nucleotide messenger RNA. RefSeq lists its product as uncharacterized. The transcript has a single exon. NCBI's taxonomy places the organism in Eukaryota, Fungi, Basidiomycota, Ustilaginomycetes, Ustilaginales, Ustilaginaceae. Bases 1 to 1989 code for a protein of 662 amino acids. The record is from RefSeq and is a predicted model, not a curated record.
AUGAAUGCAUUCGACGGGGAUUCCGAUCUCUCUGACGUGUCAGCACCUCCCACACCCGGUCCAGCUGCGACUCCUCGUGCAGCAUCGCCCGAACAAUCACCACCACCAACAACAGCAGCAGCAGCAGGAGCAGCACCUGCCUCGCCACAACCGACGAACACACGGCGGGCAUCCAGAAGGGUGGUGCACACAGUGUCUGCGUCGGAACCCGAUUCGACACCGGUCAAGACACAGCCUCCUGCCAAGAAAGCUUCAAGCAGUACCAAAGCCGGGCCAUCCAACGAAACCCCGACCUCCUCUCGCCGCGCCUCGACGAGAGACCGCAAGCAGCCGGCGCGUCUUCGUUCGCGCUCUCCCUCGGCAGAUCAGCAAGCCAAACCUUCGCCAGUAGCAAAGAGCUCCACAGCCGCCGCUGCCGCUGCAGCUUCUGACGCAGGAGGAACAGCAUCGAGCGCAGUUGAUACAUCAAAGGCCAAGAUAACGGUCAAGCUCGGCAGAAAGCCCAAAGCAGCAGUGGACGAUGCAGCGACAACGGGAGACAGUGGAUCCUCGCGUGGCGCUACGCCGCAGCCGCUGACGGCGGCUUCGACACCUGGCUCGGCUAGGAAAGUGACGCUCAAGCGAUACGUAGGCACGCAAAAGAAGCUCGCUGACGAUUUGCGUGAUCUGGCGGACGACGAUGAAGACGACGAUGGCGUCGUAGAUGCUGCGCCUCAUGAUGCGCAUUCCGAAGACGACUUUGUGCCCGACCAAAGUGCUGCCGGAACCAAGGGGCGAUCGGCCAGCGGUAAACGGGAUAGGAACGCACGUGGAAGGGCCGAAGGACGCCGCAGAGCGGUGAUCGCCGACGACGAGGACGGAAAUGACGUGGACGAGGCGGAAGGGUCAAAAGCGCCGCAGAGGAAGCGUGCCAAACUGGCAAGCGAUGUCGCGAAGGGAGGGGCUAGGGGCAAAGGCAAGAAUGCGCGUGCUGGGAGGAGGACGGUGGAGUACAGCGAUGACGAUGAUGAUGACGAAGACGAGGAGAUGGUCGAUGCUGCGUCUGACGAAGAGGACUUGGUCGAUGCGGCUGCGGCGCUGGAUAGCGAGGACGAUUUCGAUGAUGACGAUGGUCCUACUCGCGCUGGCAAGGGUCCGCGUAAGGGAAAAGAAGGUGGCAAGAAAACCGGUGGUCGUGCGUCUGGUGCUGCGACUGCCGCUGCUACGACUUCGAAAGGCUCGGCGAUGGCAGGAAGCAAGAAACCCGGCCCAACAGGAUCAGCAACAUCGAGCACCAGCGCCGGCAGCAAGGCCAUGUCUGCCGAAGCGCGGAUGCGAGCCUCGAUCGACGCUGCCAAAGACAAGUCUCUCAAAUCAGCCACUGGCACCGCUGUUUCAUCCACCAAACUUAACCCGCAAGCCUCGGCAUUCCGUCCCAGCGUCAAGGCGGGUCCUGGCGGCGCAUCCACUCCAACCGGCGCAGGCAGACCUGGCCCCACCCCAUCUGGCGGUGCAGCAGCAGCAGCUGGAGGCGUCAAGCGCACCCCCUCCACAGGCGGUAGUGGCGCCAAACCGGCGUUCGGAAAAAGCAUGUCGGGCUGGGACCAGCUGUUCGGUGGCCUUUCUGGUCUUUCUUCCUCCUCGCCCAAGUCUGCGCCGACGAAGCCCGGUGCACCUGCGGCAGGCAGCAAGCCGUCGACGCCAGCUUCGGCAACGGGGAUCCGACCUGACCCGCGACUGGAGGCUGCGACCGCGGCGGACAUGCAGCGCUUGAAGCAGCAGGCGUCCCAGUCGUACCUGAACACGGACGAGUGCUUUGAUCUGCUGGCGCAUGCAGACAUCAUGCUGGCCUUCGAGAGGUCGGUGUAUGCCGAGGAUCGCAAGUUGGCGGCGAGGUUGCGGCCGGCCGUCUGGAAGGCCGGCGCUGCGAUUCAGGGGAAGGCUCAACAGGUCCAGCAGCAGCAGCAGCAGCAGCAGCAGCAGGCUCAGCAAGCUCAGCAGCAGCAGUGA